CUGACCGCGGUUGAGACAGAACCGCAAGCGGAAACCGACAGUUUCCUUUUCUUUUUACGCACAAUCCAAGCCAUCGGGAAUAAACUAUGAUCAAGAAAAUGUCUCCGUCCGAGAGCGACUUUGACAUCCCCGCCAAGAACUGCUACAGGAUGGUGAUUUUGGGCUCCACCAAAGUUGGGAAAACGGCCAUCGUGUCCCGGUUCCUGAACGGCCGCUUCGAGGAGCAGUACACGCCGACCAUCGAGGACUUUCACAGGAAACUGUACAACAUCAAAGGGGACGUUUAUCAACUGGACAUACUGGACACGUCAGGGAAUCACCCUUUCCCCGCGAUGAGGAGACUCUCUAUACUGACAGGUGACGUGUUCAUUCUCGUCUUCAGCUUGGACAACCGCGAGUCGUUCCAGGAGGUGCAGCGGCUCAAGAAGCAGAUCUACGAGACCAAGUCGUGCCUGAAGAACAAGAUCAAGGAGAACAUCGACGUGCCUCUGGUGAUCUGCGGGAACAAGGGCGACCGGGAGUUCCACCGGGAGGUGCAGCAGGAGGAGAUCGAGCAGCUGGUGGCCGGCGACGACAAGUGCGCCUACUUCGAGAUCUCGGCCAAGCGCAACGAGAACGUGGACAAGAUGUUUCAGACGCUAUUUACCCUGGCGAAGCUACCUCACGAGAUGAGCCCCGACCUGCACCGGAAGGUGUCCGUGCAGUACUGCGACAUACUGCACAGGAAGUCGCUCAAGCACAAGAAGAUGAAGGACAUUGGGGAGGCGUACGGCGUGGUCACUCCGUGCGCGCGGAGGCCGAGCGUCCACAGCGACCUCAUGUACAUUAAGGAGAAGGCCGUCGGAGGCGGCCACGGCAAGGACAAAGAGAGGUGCGUAGUAAGCUAAGGGGGAGAGAGCACGAGGCACAAACUUGCGCAAACAAACACACACAAAAAAAUCUUUUAAAAGAAGAAGGAGCCUGGCGUGUGCAGGGCGGCCGGCUGCCGCUCGGACGUAGAGCGGAGCUUUGAGGAUGCCGCCGCUGCUGCUGCUGAUGAUGCCGCUGUCGCGCGCGCGCGCUCAAACGCAGUACUGUUUCAAAAGGACACUGACCGGAUAACCGAGUCCGAGGUCUUCUUCUUUUUUUUUUUUUUUUUCAAAAGAAAAAAAAACCCACUGCCAACAAGACGUAUGAGAAUGUUAGCUUGUUCUGUCAAUCAGAGCCUAAUCUGUGACGUGGCUUAAUAACUUGUGAAACUCGCGCGCGCCGAUGCGCAAGUUGUUGCUUUGUUGACGUUUCGCCGUUUGGACAACUGCCAGAGACUCACACGGCUCAGGAGGUGCGAUGUUAGCGGAGAGAAGGCUGUUUACAUUUUACUUUAGGCUUUUAUAAAGGCUAAGUACAUUUGAAUGUUUACUCUAAAUCUGCAUUAUUUUUAUUGUUGAAUGUAUUAUUUAUUGUUGGUGUUAAUUUGUUUUUUCUUUUUGCAAUGAAGUCAAAGAAAUUUUAAAAAUCCAAUAAAAAAACAACAUAAAAUCAAAAA
Molecule: messenger RNA, 1525 nt
Organism: Gambusia affinis (western mosquitofish)
Lineage: Eukaryota; Metazoa; Chordata; Actinopteri; Cyprinodontiformes; Poeciliidae
Gene: rasd1
Product: RAS, dexamethasone-induced 1
Exons: 2
Coding region: 87-887 (266 amino acids)
Molecular function (GO): GTP binding; GTPase activity
Source: RefSeq, a predicted model, not a curated record